This is a messenger RNA of Myripristis murdjan (pinecone soldierfish), 1216 nucleotides long. Its product is annotated as electron transfer flavoprotein subunit alpha, mitochondrial-like. Gene Ontology annotation, molecular function: flavin adenine dinucleotide binding; electron transfer activity. Bases 69 to 1073 code for a protein of 334 amino acids. The transcript has 12 exons. Gene Ontology annotation, cellular component: mitochondrion. NCBI's taxonomy places the organism in Eukaryota, Metazoa, Chordata, Actinopteri, Holocentriformes, Holocentridae. The record is from RefSeq and is a predicted model, not a curated record. Gene Ontology annotation, biological process: fatty acid beta-oxidation using acyl-CoA dehydrogenase.
AUUUGACAUUGCCCUUGACAAGAGACGUCAGCUCAGUCAGGACCUGUCAGAAAAUUACAGCUCCAGUCAUGUACACCUCAAGACUGAGCAGGAGGGGUUUGGGCCAGCUGGCUGGUGUUCUCCAGAGGUUUCAGAGCACCCUGGUGGUGGCAGAGCACAAUAAUGAAAAGCUGACACCUAUCACGCUGAAUGCUAUCACUGCUGCCAGCAAGGUGGGAGGAGACAUUUCCUGCCUGAUCGCUGGCACCAACUGUACAAAGGUGGCUGAAGAGGUCAGUAAGGUCAAAGGGGUCAAAAAGAUACUAGUGGCUCAGCAUGACUCAUAUAAAGGCCUUCUACCAGAGGAAUUAACUCCACUGAUUCUGGCUACUCAGAGUCAGUUUAACUUCACACACAUCUGUGCAGGAGCCUCUGCUUUUGGAAAGAAUCUCCUUCCUAGAGUGUCUGCCAAACUGGACGUGGCUACAAUUUCAGACAUCGUUGAGGUCAAAUCCCAAGACACCUUCGUCAGGACCAUUUAUGCUGGAAAUGCCUUGUGCACGGUGAAGUGCAAUGAGAAGGUCAAGGUGUUCAGUGUGAGGGGGACAGCGUUCGAAGCGGCACCGAUGGAAGGAGGAAGUGCUGCUACUGAACAGGUCUCCCCACCUUCUCCAUUGGGGCUUUCGCAGUGGCUGGAGCAGAGCCUCACCAAGAGCGACAGACCAGAGCUCACCAGCGCUAAAGUGGUGGUGUCUGGAGGACGAGGAUUGAAGAGCGGCGAGAACUUCAAGCUGCUGUACGACCUGGCUGAUAAACUGAAUGCUGCAGUGGGGGCUUCCAGAGCUGCUGUAGACGCCGGCUUUGUCCCCAAUGACAUGCAGGUUGGCCAGACUGGGAAGAUUGUUGCGCCUGAGCUCUACAUUGCCGUUGGCAUCUCAGGAGCAAUUCAGCAUCUGGCUGGGAUGAAGGACAGUAAGACCAUUGUUGCCAUUAACAAGGAUCCAGAGGCACCCAUCUUCCAAGUGGCUGACUACGGUUUGGUGGCUGAUCUUUUCAAUGCUGUUCCAGAGAUGACUGAAGCAUUGAAGAAGUGACCGCUGGUAGUCAAGGUCAAUUUCACAAAUUUUCACAAAUCCAAACAUUAAACUGUAACUGCUUAUCGUCUGCAAGCAAGCCACCCAAGAAGAGAAUACUGCUUUACGAUGUUGUUUGUGAUCUGUGCUGGUGCAUUUGAAAU